AUGUUCUCACUAAAAUCGAUCUUAGCUACUUCUUUGGUAGCUUCCACUGCAUUCGCUCAUUUCACUCUCGAUUAUCCUACUUCGAGAGGCUUUGACGAUGAUAACGAACCUCAAUACUGCGGUGGUUUCCCCAAUGUAGCUUCACCAAGACAAUCUUUCCCCUUAGGUCAAGGUCCAAUCUGGAUCGACUCGCACCACACUCUGGCAACAGUCGUAGCGUUCAUCUCGACCUCUUCCAGUCCCACUUCAUUUGACGAUUUCAACACCACUUCCAACGGGACCAGUAUCCCUUUGGCCAGUCCGAUCUUCCAGGUCAAAGAAGGGGAAGCUUGUUUUAAUGUUGAUUUGGGUGGAUUGGGCGUAGGUUUGACUAAUGGGAGUCAAGUGACAUUGCAAGUUCAAUAUGACGGUGGCGACGGAAACCUCUAUCAAUGUACCGACCUGGUCUUGAUCGAGGGAUACUCUGUCCCAUCAAAUGAAACAUGUACCAACGACGCUUCCACCGCAUCUAACGCUUCCACUACGACUUCGGGCGCAGCCACCAGUGCAGCUUCUACCGCGUCCUCAUCUCCCUCCGCGUCAGCCUCGGCCUCUGGAUCAUCUAGUGGUGCGUUUGCGAGAAUUGAAGUAGCUGGUCUGGGUGUGAUAGGGGGUUUGAUCAGUGUAGCUGGAUUGGUUCUACUUUAG
This is a messenger RNA of Kwoniella botswanensis, 687 nucleotides long. RefSeq lists its product as uncharacterized. The transcript is spliced from 5 exons. Bases 1 to 687 code for a protein of 228 amino acids. The record is from RefSeq and is a predicted model, not a curated record. NCBI's taxonomy places the organism in Eukaryota, Fungi, Basidiomycota, Tremellomycetes, Tremellales, Cryptococcaceae.